Amphimedon queenslandica is the source of this 810-nucleotide messenger RNA. Its product is annotated as kelch domain-containing protein 4-like. The record is from RefSeq and is a predicted model, not a curated record. The transcript has 6 exons. Gene Ontology annotation, molecular function: protein binding. Bases 163 to 810 code for a protein of 215 amino acids. Lineage: Eukaryota; Metazoa; Porifera; Demospongiae; Haplosclerida; Niphatidae.
CAAACACGGCAUAGACCCUGAUGGCAGCCAAAGCACCAGACUAUCAACCAGUGAAGAGGUGGGAUCACUCCACUGUACGGGUAGGAGACUACCUGUACAUGUGGGGUGGGGCCCAGCCUGGUCUCCCUGCAGUAUAUACAUAAUAAUCAAGAGAAGAAAUCAAUGUGUUCUGUGAUGGAGGUGUGUCACCUAAGGACUGGUAGGUGGGAGCAGAAACCCACCACUGGUAACCCUCCACUGGGUGUUAAGAGCUAUGCAGCUGCUGCCAUUGGAAGGGAAAUAUUUUAUUUCGGAGGCCAUUGUAAUCAUGAUGGCUGUUUUCAUAAUAGUUUGUACAGUUUUAAUGUUGAUACCUUCAAUUGGAAGGAACUCUCUCCUACUACAUCUCAUCAUGGUCCUAUGAUGAAGCACCUCUGUGACAUGAUAGCAAUAAAAGUGAACGGUGAGGACUAUCUUGUAGUAAUUGGAGGAUAUGGACCAUCUUCUUAUAAUACAUCUCAACAACCUGGUGCCCAGUACUAUGAGGCUGAAGGAUUAGCUUCUGGUCAUCGACAAUGCAAUGAGAUCCAUUUCUAUAAACUCUCAACAGGACAAUGGAUAUCACCGACUGUCACUGGAGACAGACCACCUCCUAUUGAUAAAUUCACUUUAACAUCAAUUAAUGAUUCCAGUGCUAUAUUAUUUGGAGGUAGCAUUGCUGAUGGAGACAGUAACAAUGUGUAUAUUCUUAAUUUUACUGAUACAUCAGUGAAUUGUUCAAUGUUAUCUAAUCCUGGAGGAUCAGUACAAUGGCCAAGGAAAAGAGGUUAA